Rhopalosiphum maidis (corn leaf aphid) is the source of this 2159-nucleotide messenger RNA. RefSeq names its product fatty acyl-CoA reductase wat-like. The transcript has 8 exons. Bases 258 to 1916 code for a protein of 552 amino acids. Gene Ontology annotation, biological process: long-chain fatty-acyl-CoA metabolic process. NCBI's taxonomy places the organism in Eukaryota, Metazoa, Arthropoda, Insecta, Hemiptera, Aphididae. Gene Ontology annotation, molecular function: alcohol-forming very long-chain fatty acyl-CoA reductase (NADP+) activity. Gene Ontology annotation, cellular component: peroxisome. The record is from RefSeq and is a predicted model, not a curated record.
CGUUACUCGCACUCCAAAGUAUACACAAGUGCUUAAACCUUAACGGUUGUGCAGUGUGAUAUUAUUUGGAUUUCAAGUAAAUCGUAGUUGAGUUUUUUUUAUUAUAUAUUUUUUUACUCAAAUUCGUUUACUUGAUAUUUUUAACCACUUUAAACAAUUUAAUUGACAUUUUGUUAAAGUUGGAUGAAAACAUAACAUCGCUUAAUUAUCGUAAUAUUUAAAAAAUCCCAAAGUUGUUUAUACCCACACAGAAAAAAAUGGCGUUAGAUCUACAUCGAAAAAACGAAUUCAAGAAAUCCAAAAAAUCAUAUGAUGAAAUUAUGAAGGAAAUUGUUACCGACGAGUUUCCACUGAAUCCGUUAGAAUUGGUCGGAGAAUUGAGCUUUGACAAUCCUGAGGUCUUAGAGGAAACUGACAAGCUGCCAAGAUCAGAUAUCCAGGAAUUUUAUAAAGAUGCUACUAUUUUCAUCACUGGUGGUACUGGAUUUAUGGGAAAAAUGUUGAUCGAAAAACUCAGUAGAUCAUGUCCACAUCUCAAGCACAUCUACUUGUUAAUUAGAAAUAAAAAAGGCAAGGACGUUAAUGAACGUAUCGAUGCUAUAUUUGAAGAUAGGUUGUUUAUGAGAUUGAAACAUGAGAGACCGAAGUUCUAUCAUAAGAUAUCUGCAAUCGCCGGUGAUGCGUCCUUACCAGGAUUAGGUAUAUCUUCCUGUGACAGACAAAAAUUGGCAGAAAAUGUGAAUAUUGUAUUCCAUGCAGCAGCUACAAUCAGGUUUGAUGAACAUAUACGCACCGCAAUCAACAUCAAUGUUCUUGGAACAAGGGAAAUUAUAAACCUAGCUAAAGAAAUGACUAAUCUUAAGGCAUGUAUGUACGUAUCGACCGCGUAUGCUAAUUGUGUACAUAAUAAAAUUGAAGAAAAAUUUUAUGGAGCGCCGUAUAAUUACGAUGGAGUUAUAUCCUUAGUGACUUCGGCAAACGACGAUAAAAAAUUAGAAAACAUCACACCCAGCUUAACUGCUGGUUGGCCAAACACGUAUACAUUCACAAAAGCUUUAGCCGAAGACUUAGCUAAACACGAGUCUGCUGGUCUACCAUUUGGAAUAUUCAGACCGUCAGUCGUUAUUUCAACAUAUAAUGAACCUGUUCGAGGUUGGAUCGAUAACGUUUAUGGACCCAUUGGUAUGAUUGUGGGAGUCGGUGCCGGAGUACUUCACACACAUCACUGUGAUGUUACCAAGGUCGUUGACUUAGUUCCAGUAGAUUUGGUUGUUAAUGCACUAAUAUGCUCGGCUUAUAAAGUCAGCAAAAAUGUACCAACAAUUGAAUCAGAUCCACCUAUUUUUAAUUAUGUCAGUUCUAAACAGAAUCCAAUAAACUUAGAAAAUUUCUUCGCCAUCAUCAAGAAACACGGACUACCUAACUGGCCUACCAUCAAUGCAGUUUGGUACUACUCGUUUAUGCCCACUAAUAAUCCAUAUCUAUAUUCCUUGUUGUUCUUAUUAUUCCACACAAUACCCGGUUACUUUUUGGACUUUUUAUGUCAGCUAACUGGCAGGAAGCCAAUGCUUAGUAACAUCUAUAAAAAAAUGAAAAAAGCCAACGCUGCACUAUCUUUCUUUGCAAAUAAUGAAUGGGAAUUCAAUGACAGUAACACCAGUGCACUAUGGAAGGAUAUGUCAGAAGCUGAUAAAAAUACGUUCUUUUUCGACAUAAAAGAAAUGUCUUGGGAUUAUUAUUCACGAGCUUGUGCUAUUGGUUUACGUUUAUACUUGGUAAAAGAUGACAUACAUACAAUUAAAAAUGCAAGAAUCAAAUGGGAAAAGUUACGUAAAGCUCACUUACUAUUAAAAACAGUCGUGGCAAUAGUAUUGCUGCGAAUCUGCUGGUUUAUCAUCAACAUGUGCUUUAAUUAGAUGUGUAUUAAAUCUAUUUAUGUGUUUUUUAAUUUUAUUGUUAAAUGAUUUUAAACUAUUUAUGAUUUGUGAUAUAUAUUUGUUACAUAAAUCAAACUUACAUUAUAGGGUAAAGCUUAUGGGAUUAAUUGUAAAUCAACAUUUUUUUUACGUUAAUUUAAGUAGAUGGAAUGUUACUAUCCAAGACUGAACAAAUAAUAUAUAAUUAUAUUGUAUAUUCGUGUUAGUUAUCAUUAUAUUUAU